Messenger RNA from Tripterygium wilfordii, 906 nucleotides. Its product is annotated as putative receptor-like protein kinase At3g47110. Lineage: Eukaryota; Viridiplantae; Streptophyta; Magnoliopsida; Celastrales; Celastraceae. The record is from RefSeq and is a predicted model, not a curated record. The coding region runs from base 39 to 731 and encodes 230 amino acids. The transcript is spliced from 2 exons. Gene Ontology annotation, molecular function: protein binding.
UCUUCAUAUGCCUGCCAGUUUAAUUUUCUCUGAAACAAAUGAAGUUUCAAAAGUUCCAAUUGUGCAUUUCUCCGUUUACAGACCUUCAAGUGUUGAUUCUUUUCCUUACUACAAACAUACAAUGCUGGCAACCUGUAUCAAUGGUCGAUGCUUUAGGAAACGAAACUGAUCGAGUUUCUUUGCUUAAAUUCAAAGAAUCAAUAGCUGAUGAUCCAUAUGAAAGCCUAAACUCAUGGAAUGACUCUGUCCCGUUCUGCAAUUGGUAUGGCACUACUUGCAGUCCGAAGCAUCAAAGAGUCACCAGUUUGGAUCUUGAAGGCCUUGCCUUGCGUGGAACAAUGUCUUCUUACAUUGGUAACCUCUCCUUUUUAAGGAUCCUCAACCUCCAAAACAACAAUUUCUAUGGUGAUAUCCCACAAGAGGUCGGUUUCUUGUUUCGACUGCAACAACUCAAUCUCACCAACAAUACUUUUGGAGGGGAGAUUCUAGCAAGCUUGAGCAAUUGUUUUGGAUUGAGGAUUAUUGAUUUGGGGUGGAACGGACUUAUUGGGAGAAUCCCAGCUGAUCUUGGAUCUUUAACAGGUCUUAUGGCGAUUCGUCUCAGUCGAAACAGCCUAACCGGAGGACUACCAUCUUCUUUUGAUAACCUUUCAGCUCUCAUAAGCUUUUCUGUUCAGUUAAUAAUCUUGAAGGAACAAUUCCAAAUGAUAUUGGUAGAUGGAAGAGCUUAAUCACUCUUGCGAUUGGGGCCAAUAAGUUUUCUGCAGUUUGGUAUUGCUGGAAACCAAUUUUCAGGACAUAUCCCAGAUUCCAUAUCAAAUGCUUCUCUGCUUCAAAUAUUCCAGAUUACAACUAACAAUUUCGUCGGACAAGUUUCGACUGAUCUUGGUAAUCUUCAGGGUCUUU